AUGUCUGCAUCCCGUGUUUGGCUCAUCACCGGCUCUUCUUCUGGCUUCGGCCGCGAGACCGUCAUUCAAGCUCUCGAAAGCGGCGACAAAGUCGUCGCGACGCUCCGCAAACCCGCCGCGCUCGACGACCUCACCAAGAAGUACUCCGCGGACCGCCUCCGUGUCGUCAAGCUCGACGUGACACAGCCGGCGGAUAUCGACGCCGCGUUCGUGGAAGCGAAAGCGGCGUUCGGGCGUGUCGACAUCGUCUUCAACAACGCCGGAUAUGUCGCCGUGGGCGAGAACGAGGCGUUCCCGGACGACGUCGCGCGCCCGCUGUUCGAGGUCAACUUUUGGGGCGCCGUGCACGUCUCGCAGCGCGCGGUGCGCUUCUUCCGCGAGGAGAACACGCCGCAGGGCGGGCUUCUGCUCCAGAACAGCGCCAUGGUCGGCCUGGCGGGUGUUCCUGUUAUCGGGUUUUAUUCCGCGACGAAGCAUGCUUUGGAAGGGUUCAGUGAGUCGCUUGCGAAGGAGCUUGACCCGGCAUGGAACAUCAAGGUCGCCAUCAUCGAGCCUGGCGCGUUCAGGACUUCUGUGUUCAAUCUCGAUACGAGCAUGGUGCUCGUGCCCCAGCACCCCGCCUACACCAACCCCGCACUGCCCGUGUACAACUUCCGCGGCGCGUUCCUCAAGGGAGCCGGCAAGGAGGCGGACACGCCCGCAGACCUCGCGCCGGCCGACACGUCCCUCGCGGUGGCGAAGAUUAUCGAGUUCUCGCGGGUGGCGAGCCCGCCGCUGCACUUCCCGCUGGGGAAGGACUCGAUCGGGCUGAUUCGGGAGAAGAUCAGGGCGCUGACGGAGGAGAUCGACAAGUACGAGUCCUGGUCUGACCACUUGGGCAAGUAG
Molecule: messenger RNA, 885 nt
Organism: Trametes versicolor FP-101664 SS1
Lineage: Eukaryota; Fungi; Basidiomycota; Agaricomycetes; Polyporales; Polyporaceae
Product: NAD-P-binding protein
Exons: 4
Coding region: 1-885 (294 amino acids)
Molecular function (GO): oxidoreductase activity
Source: RefSeq, a predicted model, not a curated record